Mangifera indica (mango) is the source of this 918-nucleotide messenger RNA. Its product is annotated as LRR receptor-like serine/threonine-protein kinase EFR. The transcript has a single exon. NCBI's taxonomy places the organism in Eukaryota, Viridiplantae, Streptophyta, Magnoliopsida, Sapindales, Anacardiaceae. Gene Ontology annotation, molecular function: protein binding. The coding region runs from base 1 to 918 and encodes 305 amino acids. The record is from RefSeq and is a predicted model, not a curated record.
AUGGCUACCUUAGCUGUGACAGCCAAAAAUUUAACAACCGAUCAAUCUGCACUUCUUCAAUUCAAAUCACAUAUCACUUCCGAUCCCUACAGUGUACUGGCAUAUAACUGGUCCAUUUCUAAUCCAAUCUGUAACUGGAUUGGUAUUUCCUGUGGUGGUCACCAUGAAAGAGUCACAGUCUUGAACCUUUCAUCCAUGGAUCUCGGUGGCACCAUCUCUCCACACCUGGGCAAUCUCUCAUUCCUGGUGAAUCUCGAUCUUAGUUACAACAAUUUCCAUGGCCAUCUGCCAAAUGAACUGGGACAAUUACGCCGACUGAGAGUCUUUUCUAUCAGUAACAAUACAAUAAGUGGAGGUAUUCCGGGAUUCAUUGGUCUCUUAUCCAAACUCCAAAUCCUGAAACUUGAAUUUAAUGGUUUCUUAGGUACCAUCCCAGAUGUUCUCUUCAAUGUAACUACGCUAGAGGCCCUGUGGUCACACAACAAUAAUAUCCAAGGAAGCAUUUCACCAGAGAUUGCGAAGCUCACCAGGUUGAAAAUUUUCUAUAUGGCAAGAAACUUUCUCUCGGGCUCCAUACCUUGGGGCAGCAUCUACAACUGUUCCUUGCUACAAGUGUUUCGUUUAGGCUACAAUUCUUUGUCUGGCAGUCUGCCGGAUGGUCUUUGUAAUCGUCUUCCAAAACUUGAAUGGCUAACUCUAACUGCAAAUGGACUUUCUGGCCAGCUUCCAAGAAGUUUAGGCAACUGCAGCGAGGCUUUUGUUUAUUCAUUUGCGGAGAAUAAAUUUACUGGACUCAUACCACAAAAUAUUGGAAAUUUGAGUAAGCUUACGUGGUUGCUUCUUGAUAGUAACAACUUAGAAGGUAUGAUUCCAUUUAAGCAUAAUUUACUUUCAGCUGGUGUGUGUAUUCAUUAUUAA